Oldenlandia corymbosa var. corymbosa is the source of this 3467-nucleotide messenger RNA. The record is from the annotation of a GenBank genome assembly. NCBI's taxonomy places the organism in Eukaryota, Viridiplantae, Streptophyta, Magnoliopsida, Gentianales, Rubiaceae.
ACCAGUUCUUUCUUUAUAGUACACUUCUUUAGUGCUGAAAUUAUUGGUAAGCUGAAACGGAGCUGUUUACUUUAUUAUUAAAUUAAAAAAAGUCGGUCUAGAAUUUAUAUAUCAUCGGUUUGAAGCUGACAUGUGUCAACGGAGACGAAAAUAAAUAAAUAAAUUUUCGAAAAAGGAAAAAAAAUCAAGGUCAUCACCAUGUCGAUCAAACUCCCGCUGAACAAUAAUCACUGGUAAAAUUCUUUGAUUUUCAGGUUAAUUUCUUCCUAGAUUGUUUCCUGUGAUUCUAUCUUUGCUUGUUUUGGUUUGCCUUUUUUACGCUUUCAUCUGCGGAUUAACGGGGUUGAAUUAUUUAGCUGAUUGUAUUGGUAAUAUUGAAAUUCAGGAUUUGGAUUAGGUAUUCUUCUGUCUUUUUAAUUUUCGAUUUCUUUUUACUGUUAUCCUGAGAUUUUUGGGUUGAUUGAGAAGACUUCUGCAUUAAAUGCGUCUGAAAUGGGGAUAUUUGUUUCUUAGCUGAUUCCUUUUUCUUCUGAAAAACUCUAUUGCCUUUUAUUUGAACAGAGACGCUGUUGUAGCUUUGGCUGAGUUUAGUUUAGUUUAAAAUUGGUGUGUACUUCUUCUAUGCAGGAAGAUUAAUUCUGAAAAAUUAUUUUAGCUUGCCCUUCUCUGUGAGUAUCUGUUUGCAUUUCUAUAUAUGUGCGGGAUACUGUACAUAAACAAUUUAGGGGCUGUUAAUAUAGUAGGGACUAGGGAGAUGAUCCUCCCGUGGUUAUUGUUAAUGUUAUAUUGUGCUAGACUUGAGACUCUGUUGAAAUUAAGGGAUCGCUUUGGGAGGCUAUUUCAGCGUUCCUUGUGUGCAUAUCCUUUCCUUUGUUUGCAUGCCAUUGCUCGAGGGAGUUUCUAGGGUAGCCAAGUUUUGUUGUUUCUGAAGUUUUGUUUUUUCCAAUCAAUACAGUGUUUGCUUGUUCUCUUCAAAUUUCUGUACCUGGACACUGUUGUCUUGAGGUAGUUAGAAGUUUUGGUGCUUGAUUUACAGGGGCCGCAUUAACUGGCCUCCUACCUCCCCAAGUUCUGGGUGGGCGUUGAGCAAUGUAAAGCUCUAUAUGUGUAAGCAUUGUCAAAAUGUUAUGGGCUGUAGGAGAACAUUGUGAUUGUGUCCUUUACUGUCUGUUGAAAGAUGCGAACGAUUUAUGCUGUCACUCAUAGCUUUUAUAUCAGAUGUGUUGUCGAAUAUGCAUUUUGCUUCACUUGAUAAACACUUUCUUUGUUUUUCAUUUUCCUCAGGCACUCCGUGUUUGAAUGUUGGACAUAAUUUUAAGGAAGUUCUGCCUUUUCUUUACCAACAAAGUUGAAAAGAUUUCAGAUAACUCGGCUGUGAAGAUCUAGAGACAUAGCCACAAUAGCUGUUUAGCAUUUGUUUUUGUUUUGCUUAAUUUUGGAAACGUUAAUGGCUGUUAGCUCACCGGAAACUAGUAGAGAAAACCCUACUGAUAGAUUUCCUCUGCUCUUGGAGCGGGGAGAACAUUGUGAAAGUAAUGCACACAUUAUUGAUAUAGAACGUGCUGAUGAAUCUGCCCCAUCAGACCCAUCCCAUACUGGUUCUCCUCGUGGUUUGAUUACAUCCCAUCUACAAACUGGACCUUCAGGUAGCAGUCAAGUUCCUGUGACUCAGUCUCCCUCACCACCAUCUACUGGUGCUAAUUUUAGAAGCACAUCAUUGUCUAGGAGAGGUGAAGGUUUUGGUCGCCGGUGGAGCCCAUUUAAUACGGUUUUAUGGAUUUCCCUUGAGUUACUGUUUACAGUUAGCCAAAUUGUUGCAGCGGUGGUUGUUCUGUAUAUUUCAAGAAAUGAAAACCCCCAAACACCAUUGUUUGCUUGGAUUGUUGGUUAUGCUGCUGGUUGUGCCUUAAGUCUUCCUCUUUACUAUUGGCGAUAUCUUCAUAGAAAUCAGACAAUUGAUCAGAGUUCCACUCCAUCACGUCAAGUCUCAAGAAGUGGGAAUUCAGCAGUAGAAUCCAAUUCCUACAUAACUAUCUCGCUGACGAGGUCCUCUGAGGAGGAAGAUGGUCAGAAUACAUCCUCGGGUACCUGGAAUGGUCAAAAUACCUCAAGUCCUACUGCUAGGCUUGGUUUGCUGGUGGACCACUUCAAAAUGGCCUUGGAUUGCUUUUUUGCGGUUUGGUUUGUAGUGGGCAAUGUUUGGAUUUUUGGAGGCCAUUCAUCUUCUUCUGAUGCCCCCAAUUUGUACAGGCUGUGUUUGGUGUUUCUUACCUUUAGUUGUAUUGGAUAUGCCAUGCCUUUUAUUUUAUGUGCAAUGAUAUGCUGCUGCCUUCCAUGCAUUAUUCCCAUCCUUGGUGCUCGUGAAGAUUUGAAUGGAAUGAGAGGAGCCACUGAGGAGUCUAUCAAUGCUUUACCGAAACACAAGUUUAAGUUAAAGAGUAAUCAAAGUCGCAACAGUACAGAAAGUGGUCCUGGAUAUGAGGAUGGUGGAUUUUUGGCUGUAGGGACAGAAAAGGAGCGUGCCAUCUCAGGGGAGGAUGCUGUCUGUUGUAUUUGCUUGACGAAAUAUGAGGAUGAUGAUGAGUUGAGAGAGUUGCCUUGCUCGCACUUCUUCCACGCGGAAUGCGUGGAUAAAUGGCUCAAGAUAAAUGCUUCCUGCCCCCUCUGUAAAUUUGAAAUAGGUGGCAGUUCGGAGGAUUCACCUGCAGAAUCUAGUCAACAAGAGGGAUGAAAUAUGGGUUUUCUUGAGGCAACAAAUUGUCCCGCAGCAUGAGGUAGCGCCGAGAUUAAAAAAGACCAACCAUAAUGUGUACUGUUGUAUACCAUAUUCUUUGAUCAUCGACUGCUGGUUGUACAGUUAAAAGCUCGGAAAAAAAAAUCUCAAUUGUAAGCUUCAAGUCUCUAUACGCUGAUGGUGUAUACAAUCGAGCUCGAGUUAUCUGAAUGCAAUUCCUAAUUGUGCAUAGAUUUAGCAUGUGUCAUCGUAUCCAUAGGGCUCUGUGAAUCCUCACCUGUGCAAAAGGAACACUCUUCAUUCGGUGAAUCAACACGGAGGAUCAAUGUCAUAAACCCUCCCUAAGCUUCAAAAUAGUGAUUACUAGAUGAUUAACUUCUUUAUUAUUUUUUUUAUAUACUGGGGGAGCCGAAACUCUAGAUACAAAAAUAGCUCAUGGAGGGUGAAAGAUGAUUAAAGUCAAACUUCAAUCCGUUCGACAGAUUAUGCGUGGGCCAUUUUUCUACGAAAUUUAAUGUGGGCCUUAAGGACCAAAAUGGCCCAAGCAAAUUUCUUUCAAAGUGGUUACUGAAAUAACCCCACAAACCUGAUUUCAUUUGGGUUGUCCAUCUAUUUCAUUUACUAAAUCAAACCUGGAAGCAAACCUGGCUUAUCUUCAUUCAGAAUCUCCAAGCUUAGCUCAAUCGUUUAAUUGCCAUUAUGGAAUACUUAAUUUUAAUUUAUAAAGAUAAAA